UGUGCGGCCCAACGCGAGUCACCCUUGUCCUCUGUCUUCCAGCUCGGUCUAAAAGUUUCUGUAGCUUCUUCUGACCCGCGCUCUCGUUGAACGGAAGUUCGAAAGACAUCGCCGGAGAUGACGUCGAUGGCCACGAAGCUCGUGAACACCGCCGAGGUCGCCUCAUCGGAGGCGCAAACCCUAGUCGCGGACAUGCGGAAGGCAAUCAACACCAUGAAGUCCCUCGCCGUAGACUUCGAGAGGAACGGCAAGUCCGACAAGGUGAACAAGCUUGAGGAGAUGGUUCAGGAGAUGGUGGCUUCGUACGAGGACUGCGCGGCCAUGGCCCAGGCGAUUAAGGCGGUGCCUGUGGUGUAUCAGCCAUCUGAUCAGCCAACGGAUUUCAAAACAUUGAUCGAGGUGGAGGUUAGCAAGAUUAAAGGAGCGUCAUCAGCAUCACAACAGAACCACCCACUCCUACGGCAGUUCAGGGAGUCUGUCUGGAAUGUUCACCAUGCUGGUCAGCCUAUGCCUGGUGAGGAACAGGAGGACAUUGUCAUGACUAGCACUCAGAUGAGCAUCUUAAAUGUCACAUGCCCAUUAACUGGAAAGCCUGUGAUUGAACUGAUAGAUCCAGUUCGCUGUGUGGAUUGCAAGCACAUAUAUGAAAAGGACCCAGUAAUGCAAUAUAUAAGGACCAAAAAACCACCACAGUGCCCUAUUGCAGGCUGUCCUAGAGUCCUAGAAAGAGGGAAGGUUAUCUGCGAUCCCCUCCUCCGUAUUGAAAUUGAAGAGCUGCGUUCAUCAGAGACCGGUGCUCCAAAUGCUACAAAUAUAGACGACUUGACCGAUCUACUUGACGAUGACGAGGAGUGAGGAGAAGGCCUGGUAAAGGUGUGGUGGGCUGGUGGCAGACUUAUUAAUGUUUAGGAGGAUAGGGUUUAGUAUGUUCAGGAAUGAGGAUACACUGUCUUGUGUGAUUCUGUAGGAGAAUGAGUUUUAGUAUGCUCAGGAAUCAGGAUGCACUCUUUUGUCUUGUUGGGUUAUGCAUCUGAUGACUUUGAUAUAUUCCAUGGCAAAUGUGACUUUAGUGUUUGGGUGAAGUAAGCUAACAUUGGACUAUUGGAGUAGUAAUGGAGUCAUGCUGGUUGCUGACAGACUAAUUACGCACUUUAUGUCAAUAUAUUCUCCUCUGUCAAA
Molecule: messenger RNA, 1179 nt
Organism: Sorghum bicolor (sorghum)
Lineage: Eukaryota; Viridiplantae; Streptophyta; Magnoliopsida; Poales; Poaceae
Product: E3 SUMO-protein ligase MMS21
Exons: 7
Coding region: 118-855 (245 amino acids)
Biological process (GO): double-strand break repair via homologous recombination; protein sumoylation
Cellular component (GO): nucleus; Smc5-Smc6 complex
Molecular function (GO): SUMO ligase activity; zinc ion binding
Source: RefSeq, a predicted model, not a curated record